Messenger RNA from Biomphalaria glabrata, 6124 nucleotides. RefSeq lists its product as uncharacterized. The transcript has 7 exons. Lineage: Eukaryota; Metazoa; Mollusca; Gastropoda; Planorbidae. The record is from RefSeq and is a predicted model, not a curated record. Bases 573 to 1019 code for a protein of 148 amino acids.
AAUGAAGUAGAAUGUGUGUCGCAGUGACAGACUUAUAAAAGUACUCGUUCGUCAGUGAUAAAUCAAUAGACUCACAAAGGUUGCAGUGCUACAACUUCGCAACUACCGUAGAUCUAUAUGUUGGAACUAGACUUUACUAGACUAUGACUGCUACAAAAUGAAGCGCUUGUUGGGAGAAAAAAAAUACUUAUCUUGGUUGAAUAUUUUUGGAAUGGUUGCAUAUAGAUCUUUGGGCAUUUCGGAUUACUGUAGGCCUUAUUUGCCAAUGACUAGUUUUCCCGUUAGAUACGGUAUAGAGAUAGACUACUUUAGAUAUACAUAUUUUAGAUCUAAUCUUAUCUUAUAUGAUACAGACGUUACUUCAAAAAAAAGAAGAUGAUUACGACCUACGCGUCAUGCAUUUUAACCAAUGACCUAAACUCCGCCAAGUCACUGGUUUUCCUGGCUAGCUCAGGCAAACCAUUCCAUGCUCUAAUAGCGCUAGGGAAGAAGGAGCUUUUGUACAAAUUUGUCCUAGCAUAUGGAACGAGGAAUGUGCCUUUAUCUAGAAUGAAGCCAAGGAAGUGAUCUCAAUGUUUGUCAAGGAGGAUGACAAAGUUUCUGAUGUGACUCAAAAUCUUUUCUCUAAACUUCAGCUCAAUAGUAAUGAGCUAAUUCUACGGUUGCGAAAUGAAAAAGGUUCACUUAUACCCUUGAAUGGAAAAAUUGUUAACUUAGCUAAUUCAAACCAUAGAGCAUUUACAUUAGAAGUGGUGCGUCGUUUUCAGUCAGUGCAACCCAAGCCAAACUCCUUGGAACUGACACAGUAUGCAGAGUCUUUGAAGAACAAACUAAUGGAUAUCCAAGAAAGGAUAUCAGAUGUUGAGGCCAGUAUGGAAAAUAUGCAUAAACGGAGGAAAGAAAAAAUUUCCCAGGAAAUUUCCAAAAUUGAUAGCACAGUAAGUUUCCUGAAGAAGAGAUUAGAGGAGUCAGAGACUAUUGAAUGGAGAGGGAUGUUUGUCAAGAAUCCACUGUGGUGAUGCCAGGGCAUAUGUGAAGAAUCCACUGUGGUGAAGCCAGGGCAUAUGUGAAGAAUCCACUGUGGUCAUGUUAAAGCGUAUGAUGUUUGUUAAGCAUCCACUGUGAUGAUGUCAGGGCAUAUUAGGGUUGUGCAGACAUUUGAUCAUGGUAUAUUUGUGAAGUAUCCACUGGUCUGAAGUUUUGACUUGUUGCUAUUAUGAAGAACCCACUGGGUGGACAUUAGGACAUGUAAGCAAGACAAAUGUUUGAAGAUACUGAAUGUUUUUGUUUUUUUAAUUAACCUAACAUUCUGUUAUUCAAGUACUGUAAAAAGAGCUAAAUGAAGUUCAGAAUUGUGAUUAAAGCAAAUGUGGAUAUUGUGAGGUUACCACAAUGACUACUAGUCAUUUUCUAUUUCAACUCUUAUAGCCAGAAAUAUUCUGCAAAACAAGGAUGUCAAUUUUUUGUUAACAGCCAUACCCUGGCUCCCCCCACCCCCCCAAUAUUAUGAUAUUAGACUGUCAUUGUUGUUGAUUUAUUUAUUGUACAUAAGAAAUGUUUAUAUAAGGAUUAGUGUAAACUGUUAAGUUAUUUUAUUAUCAUUAUAUUAUUAUUUUUGUUAUUUUUUAAAAAAAGGAAAUAAUAACAAAAUUAGCUAAUAAGAUAAAAAGGUGUGUAUUUUUUUAAAUUAAAAAACAUUACAAGUGAAUUUGUCCAUCAGCAUUUGAUAGUGUUUUUGUUGAACAUUUGUAUGAAAAAUAAUUGUGAUGGAGGAAUAAGUUUUAAAAGUGUGAUUUUAUACAAGAGAGAAAGUGUUUAAGUGCAGUAUUAGACAAACAUUUUGGAAGUGAUGAUCAAAGCUCAAAUUUUUUUUUUUUUUUCGCUCUUGUUAUGCAGCUAAAUCUAAUCUAUAAAACUACAUUAAAUCUAAUCUAUAAAACUACAUUUUAAACUCACACACUCAUUUCAUCCUAUUCAUAUCAAACAUGAAUUAUAUUUUCCAAACAUUUUCAGUAUUACAUCUAACAGGCAAAUGUUUUGCUUAUGUUUUUCAAAGUUUGUUAGGAAGGAGUCAGAGAAGUAUAGAUAUUACAUUUUUAUUUAGAACAGAUUUUUCAUGUAACAAAAAAAGUAUUUACUCAAUGUAGUCUUUAGAAACAAAGGUUCAGUUAUAACUUUAAAAACAGUGUAUUUCUAGUUAAUUAUAAUCAUUGUUCUUGUGUAUUGUUUGUUUUUAAAUUAUGAAAAUUUGCUUGUCAAAGAAACCUUGUACAUAAAUAUAAAACUCUUGUAUUGCCAAGUGACAUUUAGAAUAGAUUUUAUCUCAAGAGACAAUCAAGGCUUCCAAGAUACCAAUUGACUUACUAGGUCUCAUUGUUGUUGCUAGGGGAACAAUAUUGUGAUAAUAAAGAAUCUCUAUUGUCUUUUUACAAAAGCAUUUAAUUUUCAUUUCUCCAACUUUCCAGCUACAUUGAAUGCACCAUCUAAUCAAAGCUGACAAUAAUUUAAAUUAUUGCGCAGUUAGCUCUCUUUUUUUGUCUUUUGCAUGUUUUAAAAAUGUUUUACAUGUUUCUGAUGUUCCUUCAGAGUUGUAGAUAAUGUACUUCCUAGUCCAAACCUCCUACAGGACGACAAGGAAUGGCAGCAGGCAGGGUAUGAACCCAUGUCCUUGAAGAUGACCAAACAACAAUCCAGCACUCAUACUGCAUUACUAGGCACCCAUCCUAUGAAAUGGUUUCUUUUUUUUUAAUUAUUUAUUUUAUUUAUUUUUUGAAAGAUGUUACUAUUACAGUAAUGAAAACCCACCUAUCAUUUGCAAGCUUCUAGUGUCAUAAAAAUUAUAGUGUACAAAAUGUACUUUGUUACUGAGAAAUGAUUUAAAAAAAAAUACUGCUAGAUAUAUUGAAAAUUAGUACUAGAAUAGAUAUGACCCAUUUUGCAUGGUUGUUUUAUGUUUUAUUUUAGUUAUGUGAUAAAAGAAAAAAACAACUCUCAUCAGCUACUGGAUCAUUUUAAAUCUUUAAGACUAGUGCAUUUUAUUACUCAGCGGUUUUAGCCAAGAGUUAGCUUUUUUUUUUUCUUCAAAUCAUAAAAUGCAUUUUGUUAUGAUAAAAUUGUGAUAAAUUAUUCCUAUACAAAAGUAAGGGUUGAUAUUAAACUAAAAAGAUAUUUUGCAAUCAGAAUGAUUUUAUACACUUCAAAGUAUUGCUCAUUGAAUAAACAGAGCUAGACUUUUGCCCAGGUACAUUAAGCAGAUGCAUAAAGUCUUGACUUUCAACAUGACCAUAAAUAGCAAGUUAUUUUAAGAAACUUAAGAGACUAUAUAUUGUUUCUUUUUAUAAAUUUUGUUGUUUCUUGUUUUGUAAUAAUUAAUGGAAACAUUUGCUUAGCAUAAACAUGAAUCUUACAUUGACAGUUUCAGUAAAAAAAAAAGCUAUAGAAAGGACUAGCAGUUCCAUUUUUUAAAAUGGACGGGGAGAAAUUUUUCAUAAUUCAUUUUUAGCGGCUCCCAAAAGUGAAAAAGAUGCUAUUAGUUUUGUGUGGUCUGUCUGUCCAUCCAUUCCAUUUAGAUCUCGUAAACUAGAAAAGGUAGUGAAAAUCUGACAUCAUAAUAUUUUAGACCCUUUAAAGUUCUGAUGCAAAUGGCUACUUUUUUCUUUUCUGAAAGCAAAAACUCUUAUUUUUAAAUCACUUAUGCAAGCAGUUUUUUCAUAAAAUUACACCACUUUUACAACUAUUCACUAUUAAUAGUAACAAACACGGGAGGCUCUUUAGUAGGGGAGAUAACUAUUUACCAUAUAUUUUAGAAUUUUGGUAAAAAAACAUUUUUUUUUUUUUACAUUUGUAUUGCUAAGUUAAGUAAGUUCUGUUAUACUAACUACUACAUUUACACAAAAAAAUGUUUACUUUUUUUAAGAGAAAAAAAUCUAUUUAGUAUGCAUAUAAGUUGGACAUAUUUUAAAACAACAAUUAAUAAGUAGUUUUUCAUAUUAUUGCGUGAACUGCAAUGUAUAUAUACUGGUCUGCGAUAGAAUUUCAUUCUGAAAAUAUACCUGCCUGGGCGGACCACUUUGGGGGCUGAUUUUGAGUUUGUGUCUCCACACAAACUGUCCUUGUAACCUUGUUAUUUUUUAUGGUUAACUUUAUUAUUGAUCAACCAACUUUAAAAAAUAAAGUGUUAUACACUUUGGGCUCCUUUUAUCUUCUGAAAUUGAAAAAGAAAAUAUAAUAGUUAUUUUUGAGAUUUGGAUUACCAUAUUUACCUGAGCCACAUUUGUUUUUGUUUUUUUUAUAAUUGUAUGUUUUUAAAACUGAAAUAAAAUAACUAUCUAUGAAGUAUAGAUUUCAUUAUAUUGAAGGCAUGUUCCUGAGCAUGUAAGAACUGUUUCUAUCAGCAUUUCGAUUUUUUGUUUUUGUUUGAUACUUUAGUAGCAUUAAAAUUAAUUUUAUUUUGCAAAGUCAUCAUUUUCAGGUCAUGAAUAUAUAGACAAAUUGUAUCACAAGAGUAGCAAUAAUAAUUUAUUGUCUUUUUUAAAGAAUAGUAUGGGUAAUAUUUGUAACAUCUCAUGAAUAAAAUUGAAAGCUGGUUUAAAUAUGUACCUUGCUAACAAAUAUUUUUAGCACUUCAUAUCAAAUUAAUGACCAUUCAUAUUUUUUUCUAUUCAUUAUUUAAAAUACCUUAUCACUUUAUAAAUCUAAUGAAACUAUAUUUCUAUUAAUUAUGAGUCUAAAGAUUGCAAGGUCAGAAAGGUGACUCUUCCUUAGUGAUGAAUCUGAUGUAUGAGAGUAGUGCUUCUUCUUCCCUAGUGCUAUUAGAGCAUGGAAUGGGUUGCGUGAAUCAGCCAGUGACCUAACAGAUUUUCAGUCUCUAAUUAACAUGCACGACGAGAUGAACACAUGGAUACAUGUUGGACAUGAUUAUCUUCUUUUAAUAAUGGAAGUCUUGUAAUUUUAUAAGAUAAGAUAAGAUAGUUUUUGUUGUGUUUUUCUCUUAAGUAUAAGAUAUUACAUUCUUGUACUCUGUACUGAUAUUAUAAAAACAUAUUUUGACUUAAUGUACAUACUAUGCAGAAAAUUUGUGUACCAUCCUUAAAUCUUCACUUGCUAGCUGUAGGCCUAUUAUAAUAUGUAAUCUUAUGUACCAUAAAGUUAUUACAGUGGCUGAGUAUUAAAAUGCUUGGAUUCCAAACCUGGGGUCCAGGGUUCAAUCUUUAGUGAACACUUGGAUUUUGAAUUUCGGGAUUUUUAUGACACCUCUGAGUCCACCCAACUCUAAAGGGUACCUGACUUUAGUUUGGAAAGUAAAAGCGGUUGGUCAUUGUGCUGGUCACAUGACACCCUGCUCGUUAACCUUGGACCAAAAAAACAGAUGAACCUAACAUCAUCUGCUCUAUAGAUUUCAAAGUCUGAAAGGGGAACAUUACUUUUUUCUUUCACUUGCAUGUUUAAAAAUAGUUAAUGUUAUGUUUCAUUGCGCAGCCAUUCUUGGUAAGUUAGUUAAUUUUGCCUAAUACAUGUAUCUAUUUUAUUGAGAGAUUUAAAUCUAUAGACUUGAUGGCUCAAUAAUUUUAUUAAUUGAGUGGGCAUGAUCAAGCCAGUCCCUAAAGUAUCUUUACUUAUCCCAAUAAUUGUCAGACACACAUUGAUGUUAAAGGACUCAACUCAAUGGUACCUUUAAAUAAUCAAAUUAGUCUAACUGCAUUUGAGCUUGUAGUUCAUGCACCUUUAUAGGUCAGUGCCCAAUCUGUUUUUCAGCCUAGAAGGAAGUAAGCAUAGACAUUUUCUAAACAUGUCACUAGCCCACAUAAUUCUAAAAUGUAGCUGAAUGUAGCCUGAAGGCACUGCUCUAUAUAUGUUUUGUCUUCCAUUCAAAAUAAUCCUAUAUGAAAUGUGUAUUUCCACCUUGUUCUCUUUCAUCAGGUAUAUACAGGAUAGAUAAUGACAUGGCUUCAGAUAGUGUUUUAAACACUUAAAACACAUGACAACUUUUUUUCUCUCUUUGUGAAACAAAUUCAUUACUGCUUUAGACAAUAUUUUAGCAUCAGAUGAUGUUGACACACUGCAUGAUCAUUCAUUUGAGUUUGACUCGAAAUUUGACAUUAGCUAAAAAAAAAAACACCACCAC